Molecule: messenger RNA, 264 nt
Organism: Eruca vesicaria subsp. sativa (arugula)
Lineage: Eukaryota; Viridiplantae; Streptophyta; Magnoliopsida; Brassicales; Brassicaceae
Source: the annotation of a GenBank genome assembly
AUGGGUAGGAACAAGUUUCACAUCCAAGUUUCAUUUUACAAAGUUCCCGAAGAAACAAUCAAGUUACUAGGACAGUCAAACUUGUAUUUCUUUAGCCCUGAAAAUUCCUCAUUUAACCCAAGACUUGCAACAACAGCGCUUAACUGCGUUUUGACUUCUCAAGAUACUGAAGUUAGGUCUUCAGGUCACAAGAUAAUGGAAACUCUUGGUUUCACUGUUGAUAAAUCCAAAGAGUUAGAGUUUGUCUUUGAAUAUGAAUUCUAG